Molecule: messenger RNA, 3652 nt
Organism: Manduca sexta (tobacco hornworm)
Lineage: Eukaryota; Metazoa; Arthropoda; Insecta; Lepidoptera; Sphingidae
Product: protein DEK
Biological process (GO): chromatin organization; regulation of double-strand break repair
Cellular component (GO): nucleus
Molecular function (GO): histone binding; DNA binding
Source: RefSeq, a predicted model, not a curated record
AUUGAGACAACAAAACGUUGUACCUUUUUUUUUCUAUGUUAUGGGUGCGUGCAUUUGUGUUGUCCGGUGUUUGAAGACGCUUGGAAUUCGCUUUCAAUUUCUUCGUAGGAAAAAUGUCGGGUGAUACCGAUAAAGCGAAAAUCAGUGACAAUCAGGAUGAAGAUAAGAAAUCUGGUGCAGGCGAUGGGCAGACAACAGAAGACGAGUCAUCACAGGACUCCAAGGGUGAGUCCAAGACUGAAGAUGCCCAGCUCCAAGGUAACGCUGAUGUAGAUCAACCAGAUACAGGGGACACGCAGACACAGUCAGGAGAUUCAAAAACAACAACAAACGGCAAGGACGACGAGAAUGGCGGAGAAGACUCGAAGAGCGACAAAGUUAAGGCAGAGGCUGAUUCUAAAAAGGAGGAGAAUGGCGAAACUCAUGAUGAUGGAAAAGAUGAUGUAAAAUCCAACGACAAAGGUGCAAAGAAACCACCGCCCAAGAAGAAACCGAAGAAAGAGGACACUGAGGAGGAAGAUGAGGAUGAUGAAGAUGAAGAGGAGGAGGAGGACGAGGAGGGCGACGAUGUAGACGAGGAGGAGAAGAAACCAUCUAAAGACAAGGCAAAGAAACCAGUAAAGAAGGCGAAAGAUCCAGAAGACGACGGGGAGGACGAAGAGGGCGACGAAGAGGAGGACGAGGAGGAAGAGGAAGAAGAGGAGGAGGAGGCGCCCAAACCGAAGCCCAAGAAAGAGCCGACAGAACCACCGGUACCGCUGCCGGCCGGCAAGGGCAUACCGCUCGGCCACAUCAGCAACGUGGAGGUGUCGCUGUCGCGGUUCAAGACGCAAGAUCAGAAGCUGCUUCAUCAAUAUCUGUAUGGGCAACUCUGUUUGGAUCGCAACGUGAAACGGAACAUCAAAAAAUUCAAGGGGUACGAAUGGGCGAUCGGAUCAACGGAGUACAAGGCAAAGCUGGACGAGACCACCAAAAUGGAGCUCAAGCAGUUACGCACCAUGUGCGAGAUGCUCGACUUGGAUAAGAAAGGCGGCCCGAGUGAGCUGGCGGCGCGGCUGGUGGGGUUCCUGCAGCAGCCCGCCGCCAACUCGCCGCACGCGCGGGGCGUGGCGCGCGCGCCGCCCGCCACGCCGCCCGCGCCCGGCGGCCGCCCGAGGCGCUCCGCCGCCGUCAAGGUGCACAACCGAGGCUACUCCGAUGAAGAGUAUGAAACUGAUCCAGAAACAAAAGUCAAGGGACCGAAACCUAACAAAGAGGGAUCUGAAGAUUCUGAUGGCUCGUUCAACCCGAGCGGGUCGGAGGAGGCGGACUCGGACUUCGACCCCGAGGCGGGUGAGAGCGGCAGCGGCGGCGUGCGCAAGCGCAAGUCUGGCGGCCGUCGCCGCUCCGCCGGCAAGCAGUCCAAGCGCAGCCGCAAGCCGCGUGGCAAGAAGGGCAAGGGUAAACCGGGCCGAGGGCGGCGGGCGAAGUCAGACAGUGAAGAGGACAGCGACAAAUCUGAGAGUGAAAGCGACGGAGGAGAGUCAGGAAGCGAAGGGGAGGAGUCUGAUGAGCCGAAGGCGAAGCGAGGCCGGCCGAGCGCAGUGGCGAAGGGCCGCAAGGGACCCGUGGCCAAGAACUCCAGCGCUAAAGCCACGCCUGUCAAGCGGAAAGCGCCAACGCCACCAGGCAAGAAAAAGGCCGCACCAAGCAAGGCGGUAGGCAGACCGGCGAAGAAGGGUAAGAAGGCGUCGUCGGAAGAAGAGUCUGGGGAGGGCAGCGAGGAGGAGGAGGAGGAGGGAAGCGAGGAAGAGGACAGCGGCGACGAGUCCGACGCGCCUGCGGACAAGAAGGCCAAGCGGCCGCCCACUGAUGAAGAGAUAAAGAAGUACGUGAAACAGAUUCUCGAGGGCGCCAACCUGGAGCAGAUCACGAUGAAGACGGUGUGCAAACAAGUGUACAGCCACUACCCGGAGUUCGACCUCGCGCACAAGAAGGACUUUAUCAAGGCCACAGUCAAGUCGUGUAUUUAAGAUGUUAGGCGUUAAGGGAGGAGUGUAGAUGUCUACAUAGUAUACCUAUAGUUUAUAAAAGGACAUAGUUAUAUAUUAUUACAAUAAUAAUAUAUUAUGAAUAAAAUAAAAAAUAAACUGAAUCGAAGUGGAACGGAUAAACAACCGCUUUCCUUUAAAAGCUCAUAUCAUCGUGAGCAGUGACCGGUCGGCCGCACCACACAUAGUGAAGUAAGCUACACCAAUGCAGGCCUCGCGGCGGCGCCUCCACGCUAUAUACACUAUACCUGUAUACCGUACACCGGGGCGUCGUAAUAACGAGGUCCCCGGGCGAUGCAGCGCGGGCCUGUCUCAUUUUAUGUUGUAGGAAUAAUUCCCUCUAGACUAAGGAUAACCAAGUAAACUUAUAGCUAAGGGAUGUUUUAUUUUUACUGUGCCUGUAACACUCGUGUGUCAAUCGAUAUACUUUAUUUUCUUGUUGAGUUUUAUUAAGUUGGGCUCGCAGUCCCCGUGUAAUAGAGUUCACGAUUUAUUUUUGUAUUCAAAUCUUUAGGAGACAUGAUUUAUGUGAAAUGAAUUGUAACAGUAUUUAAAUAAUAUCAAUUGGCAUCUCUUGUAUAAAUUUUAUUGCUUAUUGUUAAUUGGUUUGAGUGGUGUUUUCGGGGAGUAAGCUUAUUUUUUUAACGUAAACGUAGAUUGUAAAAGUUUCGCGCAGUCUGACACUAUCGCAAGGAAUAACAUACUAUUUGGAUAAGAUUGUAGUAAGGUGUACUUUUAAGAACGUGUAAAUACACAGUACUUGCAAUUUUUGGGGCUGUUUUGCAAAAUUACCCUAUUCGGUAUCACGAUAUAUGUAUAUCGAUAAAAUUAUCGAUGAAUUAAAAAUUGUUUGGUAUAAAGUUUUGCGUGAUCCACAGCGCACGGUGUUGACGUUACGCGAAUUAAUAUGUUUAUUUCAUAUAGUGUCCGAUUGACAAAGUUGGUUAUUAAGCAGCUAUUUUAUCGACGGAGUCCGCCGUGCGCUGUGGUCGACGCGAGCUGGUUCCAAAUUGUAAAUUUCGUUUGGAUAAGUUAGCGUAACUCACAGUAUGUAUGUGUUCAAUUGUACGCGGUAGACCUUGGUUCGUCUCAGCAUAUUCAGAUACAGUGCAAUACUUAGUAUCGUCAGUCGACGCAGCGUCUAUAUGGUGCAUGGCAAUGUUCACGUUUCUCUGUUACAUUCAAUUAGAAUAAGUUGGUCCGCUUGAUUCACGUUAGGUGCUUUAUAGCAUUGGGAAUUUGAACUGUGGCCGGUGUCGCUAAAUCCGUGGGUGAGCUAUUUAGUGGUAGGCGGGGGGCGAGCGGGCAUGGACGCCGCCCAACGCCUCCGCCGGGGCAGAGCACUUGCGGUCUGUCCCGACCGACGCGUUGGCCCACAGUGGAUCAGUGUGGUCCGUCGCGCCGUCGGUCUCCCGGCCCGCCCGCGCCCACUAGCGGUAAGAUAGUUUUUAAUCAACAUUAAAUGUGUAUUUGUGAAUUUUUAACCUUAUUUCGGUUGAUGUUUCUUUAUAAAUGUGUAAAUGGCUGAGAUCUGUAGCGACGUAGUGACACGGAGUGAUAGCGAGUGACUGGUUCCCCCUUUUACAAUUGAUAUAUAGAUAAUAAAGUAAAUAAAAGUUUGA